Coregonus clupeaformis (lake whitefish) is the source of this 1345-nucleotide messenger RNA. RefSeq names its product superoxide dismutase 1, soluble (gene sod1). Gene Ontology annotation, biological process: removal of superoxide radicals. The transcript is spliced from 4 exons. Bases 59 to 523 code for a protein of 154 amino acids. The record is from RefSeq and is a predicted model, not a curated record. Gene Ontology annotation, cellular component: peroxisome; nucleus; cytosol. NCBI's taxonomy places the organism in Eukaryota, Metazoa, Chordata, Actinopteri, Salmoniformes, Salmonidae. Gene Ontology annotation, molecular function: superoxide dismutase activity; copper ion binding.
GCAGAAAUUCACCUUUCGGACUUGAGAUCUUUGGUUGAGGCAAGUAGGACUGGUAGAGAUGGCACUGAAGGCUGUUUGCGUGCUAAAAGGAACCGGUGAAGUUACCGGGACCGUAUUCUUUGAGCAACAGGGUGAAAAUGCUCCAGUGACGCUGACAGGAGAGAUCUCGGGUCUGGCCCCGGGGGAACAUGGCUUCCACGUCCACGCUUUCGGAGACAACACCAACGGCUGUAUGAGCGCCGGACCCCACUUCAACCCCCACAACAAGACCCACGGAGGACCCGAUGACGAAAUCCGGCACGUAGGGGACCUUGGCAACGUGACUGCAGGAGCUGACAACGUGGCUAAGAUCAACAUCUCUGACAAGAUGCUGACUCUCACUGGACCUUACUCUAUCAUUGGCAGGACCAUGGUGAUCCAUGAGAAGGCUGAUGAUCUGGGAAAAGGAGACAACGAGGAGAGUCUGAAGACGGGCAACGCUGGCGGUCGCCAGGCCUGCGGAGUUAUUGGCAUUACCCAGUAAACACACACACCCUUACCGGGAGCACUGGAACCACUAGCCACUGCUUGAAGACCAGCGUAGCUACGCCGAACCCAUAGAAGACUCUGUAAAAUAUAUAUGUAACCCCCCAGAUCUACCCUUAGCCCCUACCUAGACCUCUAUGGCACCUCACGUAGAUCUGACAGAAUUUGGAGUGUGUCCUUUAAUGGCCACCUAUCGUUGAUAUAGUGCACUACUUUUGAACAGGGCCCAUAGGACUCUGGUCAAGAGUAGUGCACUAGAUUAUAAGGGAUAGGGCGCCGUAUGGGGGGCGGAGACCCCUGGGUUCUCAGGGCUUUGACCCGGGACGUUGAGGUUGGGGACGGCGUGUGUGCGGCCCAAAUGACGCCCUAUUUAGACCAGAGCCCUACGGCAGGUACAGACAAUAUGCUAGGAGCUCCACCCUCCCCCUCCGAUAGGCUGGGUGGACGUUUCACCAUAUUGCUUGUACCUGUAAAAAAAAAAAUCCUUUCAGGUCGAGUGCCCUACGAGGCAGCGGCUAGGGGUGGAUUAGGGGAUUUGGUUUCUAAUGACCACAGAAUAUAAAGCGCUUAUUGAAGUUGUUGACUGUCAACCGUAUACCGGUUUGUCCUGCUACGACAGUUGUUGCUUCCUGUCUGUAUGUGAUUGAAUAUUCUGGUACGCUGUCCCAAAACAUGUGUUAAACAUUGCGAGUCUGAAAUGGCACCCUAGAUCCUUUUUACAGCGCGCUACUUUUGACCAGUGGCCGAUUUUGGACACACCUAUUAUGUUCACUUUGUGUGCCAAGCUGCCCAAUAAAGAAAUGCAUUGUCACUGGUGAUA